CAAGAUCAUAAGGUGACACACAGCCAUGCAGAGAGUACCGGAGGAAUGGAGGGAAGCCGGCCGGCCGGACGGCGGGAAGCACAGCGCGGCAUCUGUCAAACGGGGGGAAGCUGAGCACCUCCCCCUGCGGAACGGGACAGCGGUGAGCGAUGGAGGGAUGGAAGGAGCGGAGGCCAAGGGAGAGAAGGGAGGGGCCGCGGGAGAGGAGACACUGAUGAUGGAGCUGAGCCGGCUGGUGCAGAGGUCGGUGAAGGAAAGCAGCUGGUGGGAGAGGAGAGGAGUCGACUGCAGCAUCCUGGCCGGAGCGUUGCUCUGCCUGCCGCCCGCCUUCCUCCUGCUCGGCUCCUCACAGCCGCUGUGCUUCACAGCGGGGGUGCUGUUGAUGGGCGCGGCCCACGGAGCGCUCACCAUCAAGGGGGCUCACCUGGCCAGCCACGGGUCCCUCAGCGGGUCCCAGGCCGGGGCAGACUUCUGGGCCAGCUUCUUCAUCGAGAUCUGUAGCUCCUUCCCAGCGCGGGCGGGGGUGCACGGGCACAUCAAGAUGCACCAUGCCCACACCAACAUCAUCGGCCUGGGAGACUCCAGCGUCUGGAAGGUCCCCUGUCUGCCGCGCAGCGUCUACCUGUUCCUCGCCCCCCUGGGCCUGCCCGUCAUCACCCCGCUCGUGGCCCUCGGCGAGCUAAGGAACCACAGUGUGUUCUAUGCCCUCCGGACAGUGCUAUACAUCUCGUUGGGCUUCUACUCCCAGUACUGGCUGCUGCUCAACGUCUCCGGCUUCCAGUCACCCUCCGGCGCCCUCAUGUGCAUGAUGGUGUGCAGGGCCAUGUUCUCCCUGCCCUACAUCCAUGUCAACGUUUUCCAGCACAUCGGCCUUCCCAUGUUCUCGGCCAAGCAGCGGCCCAAGAGGAUAUUCCAGAUGACCCACGGGGUUCUGAAUCUGCCCCGCAACCCUCUGUUGGACUUGGUCUUCGGACACUCGCUCAUCAGCUGCCACGUGGAGCACCACCUCUUUCCCUUCCUGUCUGAUCACAUGUGUCUCAAGAUCAAGCCCAUCGUGUCUUCCUAUCUGAAGGCGAAAAAGCUCCCGUACCAGGAAGACCGUUACCUCUCCCGCCUGCGCAUCAUCUUCGACAGAUACCAGGAGCUCAUGGUGUUCGCUCCGCCCAUCACCCAGCUAGUUGGGUUUCAGUGACAGGGGAGGGAACGUUGAAGAGCUCUCUCUAGGAGUUUCUGGUCUACCUUGCCUACUUGCCUUGCCUAGCCUACUAGACUGCUGCUGAAGCUGAUAUGAAAAAGCAUUCAUGCUGAUCGGCUUCUGUUAACCGGACACAAUACACAAGUUAUAUCUGGAGCACAGCAAAUAUAUAUUCAUAUUAAUACAUCGCCGUAAUAAAUAAUGAUGUCUGAAACAUUAUUUAGUACAAUGUUUAACUUAGCAAUAUUCCAUUCAGAUUAAUCUAACUAGUGUGAAACAAUAACAUUGACUAAUGUUACGUGUCCAUAUAUUGAAAAUGUAUCCAAAACCUUCAAGUAAAACAAUGACUUGGAUGAG
Gadus morhua (Atlantic cod) is the source of this 1552-nucleotide messenger RNA. It is a transcript of the gene fads6, whose product is annotated as fatty acid desaturase 6. The coding region runs from base 26 to 1192 and encodes 388 amino acids. Gene Ontology annotation, cellular component: membrane. Gene Ontology annotation, molecular function: oxidoreductase activity, acting on paired donors, with oxidation of a pair of donors resulting in the reduction of molecular oxygen to two molecules of water. Gene Ontology annotation, biological process: lipid metabolic process. The record is from RefSeq and is a predicted model, not a curated record. The transcript is spliced from 6 exons. Lineage: Eukaryota; Metazoa; Chordata; Actinopteri; Gadiformes; Gadidae.